UGUUCUAGGAACUCCAGGAUGGUUCGUGCUAAGAGUUGGACCCUGAAGAAGCACUUCGAAGGCAGCCCUACCAAUAGUAACUUUGAAUUGAAGACGGUUGAACUCCCACCCUUAAAAGAUGGAGAGGUGCUGCUGGAAGCCUUGUUUCUCACUGUGGAUCCUUACAUGAGAGUGGCAUCCAAAAACUUGAAGGAGGGUGACCCGAUGAUGGGACAGCAAGUGGCCAGAGUCCUGGAAAGCAAGAACUCCACCUUUCCAACUGGCACUACUGUUGUGGCUUUUUCCGGCUGGACAAGUCACUCCAUUUCUGAUGGGAAAAAUCUGAGAAAAGUGCCCGCACACUGGCCAGACAAGUUGCCACUCUCGCUGACCCUGGGCACAGUGGGCAUGACAGGCCUCACAGCUUACUUUGGCCUCCUUGACAUAUGUGGUGCCAAGAGUGGACAGACGGUGUUGGUGAAUGCGGCUGCGGGAGCAGUGGGCUCCGUUGUGGGACAAAUAGCAAAACUCAAGGGUUGCAAGGUCGUUGGAGCAGCAGGAUCUGAUGAAAAGGUUGCCUAUCUUAAAAAGCUUGGAUUUGAUGUUGCCUUUAACUAUAAGACAGUAGGAUCUUUGGAAGAAACUUUGAAAAAGGCCUCGCCUGAUGGUUAUGAUUGUUAUUUUGACAAUGUAGGUGGAGAGUUUUCAAAUGUUGUCAUUCCCCAGAUGAAGGAAUUUGGAAGAAUUGCUAUAUGCGGGGCCAUCUCUACAUAUAAUCUCACCAGUCAGCUUCCUCCAGGCCCACCCCCAGAGGUCAUUAUCUAUCGGCAGCUCCGCAUGGAAGGGUUCAUCGUCUCUCGCUGGCAAGGAGAGGUCCGCGAGAAGGCUCUGCAAGACCUGCUGACGUGGGUCUCGGAGGGUAAAAUCCAGUACCAUGAAUAUGUCACUGAAGGAUUUGAAAACAUGCCAACUGCAUUCAUGGGAAUGCUGAAGGGAGAUAAUACAGGGAAAACCAUUGUGAAAGUAUGAGAAAAUAAUACUUGAGAUCUAGAGAGCAUUUGAGAUCUUUUGUUUUUCUUUUUAACUUUUUUGAAAAAUGUCUACUGUUUCAUUAUGUAAGAAAUAGUCAUUGUAAUCAAAUUGAUAUUCCAAUAAAAUGUUUAUUUUAAAAUGUUUAUUUUGAAACAUGUGGUGAUCAGAUCAAAUGGAAAUUUAGUUGCAUGCAAGACAAGCAUAUGACCUCUUAACCCUCAAACAAUCUCUCUGGCCCCAAUAAAAUAUAUUUAAAUGGUCUGUAAUUAGCAAGGGAGAAUAAAAAUUUCAUAGUAAACAAUCGUAAGGCAUUAUCUCAGUGCCCACUUAGAACUCCCUGCGGGUUAUAGUAGGAAAUAACGGGGCUUUAGAAUCCGAAUUUUACUGCCACGGUAAAACUGGACUUCUGUCAUUUUUGUCAUUAAAAAUAAAUUAAGUUUGACAGAUUCAGCUUUCCAUGGCAUGGGGAGGGGGUGUGGAGGGCUGGGGAAACCCUGAGACAGUGGUAGAGGGUGUGAGUUUCGAAUGUUUUCUGCAUGAAACCCUUACAUUAACAGUAUUGUUGAUCACAAAGAAGGGAAAGAGGAAAUAAUAAAAGCAGCAUUGCGCCAAGAAUGAUACUUGGAGAUGAUAUUUUGAAAUGAUACUUUAAAAGACAGACAUUAUCUGUCUUUUAAAGUUCAAAGGCAAAAGGAAGUGAAUGUCCAAUUAACCUUCUGGGAGGCCCCCCAGUUAGCCUGCUUCUCUUGUGGACUCAAGCUUUCAACCCUGGACUGGGAGGUGGCAAUACUGAUCCAGUUUAAACUUUGGACUUUCCCUGUCCCUUGGGGAAAAAAAUUUGACUGUGUGUGGGAAGAAUGAAAAGACAUGGGGAUUGGAAGGAAAGUAACAACAAGUCUCACAAUGGAGACGUUACU
Messenger RNA from Sorex araneus (European shrew), 1928 nucleotides. RefSeq names its product prostaglandin reductase 1 (gene PTGR1). Gene Ontology annotation, biological process: prostaglandin metabolic process. The coding region runs from base 19 to 1008 and encodes 329 amino acids. Gene Ontology annotation, cellular component: cytoplasm. Gene Ontology annotation, molecular function: 2-alkenal reductase [NAD(P)H] activity; 15-oxoprostaglandin 13-reductase [NAD(P)+] activity. The transcript has 9 exons. The record is from RefSeq and is a predicted model, not a curated record. NCBI's taxonomy places the organism in Eukaryota, Metazoa, Chordata, Mammalia, Eulipotyphla, Soricidae.